AGUCGUGAUAAUUUGUUUGAAAUAGUGUACUGUGGUUGUUCGAGGUUCUAUCGUAGAAGAAUUAAUAAUGGUGUCCAAGUACGAAACCGUGAUUCUAGUCGCUCUGGCCGUAGUUUGCGUUGUUCAGCUGGCCUAUUGCGAGGACCAAGUCGCGGAUCAGGAUGUUGCAGAGAGCAGAACAUUCGGACAUCACUUUUUGAAGCGAAUCAGCUUCGCCAUCAUCCCGACGGCUUUCGUUGUUGGCGUCAUCACUACUCUGCUUUCCGCACUGACCGUCGUCUCGAUGAAGGGUCUUGGAGUUGGGAUCAUUCUUCUAGUGCUUGCCGUGUCGCAAAUCAUAGCAAGAAGCAUCCCAGCUGCCAUCCCUCCUCCGAUCGCGUACAGUGCACCCGCUCCGAUUCCGCUUGUUUACCAUAAAGACUGGUAACACUCAACUCAGGCGCGAGAGACCACCAGUAGUGUUAGGCUAAUUUAUUACCUAUUUAUUGUAAUUCAUUUCACGAUCCUCACCUACGCAACCGAUCACGACUGAGCGGAGCUAUCAAGACCGCAAUCAUUGUUCUCCACAGGGUGAGUAAUAAAUGACUUUCUCUCCCUCGAAUGGGAGUUCACG
Wyeomyia smithii (pitcher-plant mosquito) is the source of this 613-nucleotide messenger RNA. It is a transcript of the gene apn, whose product is annotated as protein apnoia. Lineage: Eukaryota; Metazoa; Arthropoda; Insecta; Diptera; Culicidae. The transcript has 3 exons. The record is from RefSeq and is a predicted model, not a curated record. Bases 68 to 427 code for a protein of 119 amino acids.